Molecule: messenger RNA, 1416 nt
Organism: Naegleria fowleri
Lineage: Eukaryota; Heterolobosea; Eutetramitea; Acrasida; Naegleriidae
Exons: 2
Coding region: 1-1416 (471 amino acids)
Biological process (GO): phenylalanyl-tRNA aminoacylation
Cellular component (GO): mitochondrion; cytoplasm
Molecular function (GO): tRNA binding; phenylalanine-tRNA ligase activity; ATP binding
Source: RefSeq, a predicted model, not a curated record
AUGUUGCUGAAACACUCGCUCAAGGCUUCAUCAUCGUCAUCACUGAAGAAAAUUGUACAUUGGGGAGAAACUUCCAGCACUUCCUGUUUUAUUCUUACAGAAGCUGCUGGAGUGAAAGGUAUUCACAAUAGAUCAUUCCAUAGUACUACAUCUAUGAAUGCCUCAUCAACCUCCGAUGCAAAUGUACCUAUUUAUGUGCAUAUUAAAGAAUCAAAUAUUCCACCCUCAGUUCAUUCAAAAAUUGGACGUAAUUUACAUCGGAAAGAGAGUCAUCCAUUGUGUAUCAUCAAGACAGCCAUUCAAAAUCAUUUUAUCAAACAAGCUGAAAAUUCGAGUGAACCCCAUAAGGUUCAUAUCUUUGAUGAAUUCCAUCCAAAGGUUUCUACCAAACAAAACUUUGAGGAUUUAUGUUUCCCAUCGGAUCACAUUUCUCGACAACCAACAGACACCUACUAUUAUGACAGCUUACAUUUAUUAAGAACUCACACAACUGCUCACCAAGUUGAAAUUUUGAAACAAGGUUAUAAACAAUUCCUUAUUGCAGGAGAUGUCUAUAGACGUGAUGAUGUGGAUGCCACUCACUAUCCAGUAUUUCAUCAAAUGGAUGGAGUUAAAAUUUUCAGUAAGAAACACUUUUUGGAACUUGUCAAGAGUGGAAAAAUUGAUUUUGAAAGUGGAAAACCUACCUCACAGUCGAGGGGAGGAUCGGUCGAUAUCAGCGCAAAAACUCCUGAUGAAAUUCAAAAAGCAUUUGAAAAUUAUUGUAUUCAAGAAUUGAAAGGUGAUUUGGAAGGAAUGGCUCGAGCUUUAUUUGGCGAUGUCACAAUGAGAUGGAAUUCAGAGUAUUUCCCAUUCGUCGAUCCAGGAAUUGAACUGGAAAUUGAUUUCCGUGGAAAAUGGCUCGAAGUGUUAGGGUGUGGAUUAAUCAAGAAAGACAUUAUGAAAAAUGCUAAUUAUGAUCUUUCUGAAUAUGCUGGAUAUGCAUUUGGAGUUGGAUUGGAGCGAUUGGCAAUGAUUUUAUUCGACAUUCCCGAUAUUAGACUCUUCUGGAGUGAGGACUCAAGAUUCCUCUCUCAAUUCGAUCAAUCAUUGGCCAACAAUACUCAAAAAUUAUUGUCCACCAAGUUCAAACCUUUUUCUAAAUAUCCUGGAUGUUACAAGGAUAUUUCCAUGUGGGUCAAUGCAAACUACAGCGAUAACGAUUUUUAUGAAAUAGUUAGAGAAUUAGCAGGAGAUUUGGCUGAAAAUGUUUCCAUUGUGGACGAUUUUACUCACCCCAAAACUGGACAAAGAAGUAAAUGCUACAGAAUCAUGUACAGAAGUAUGGAAAGAAGUUUGACCAAUGAAGAAAUUGAUCAAAUUCAAUUUAAAAUUAGAGAGAUAGUACCACAAAAAUUACCAGUCUCCCUUAGAUAA